AUGGGAAGAGGGUCUUCGUUUGCAAUCGACGAAGAGAUGCUCGCUCUCGUCGUCCCUUGCUCGCCGCCUUCACUGUCGUCGGAAUCCGGCUCGCCGCCUUCACUGUCGUCGUCGGAAUCCGGAAUCCGAAUCGCUGCAAUCGACAAGCUUCUUCUACUCGUCGUCACCCACUGCUCGCCGUCUUCACUCGUCGUCACCCACUGCUCGCCGUCUUCACUGUCGCCGUCUUCACUGCUCGCUAGCUGCGUGGAGAGGAUCGAAUGA
Linum trigynum is the source of this 264-nucleotide messenger RNA. The record is from the annotation of a GenBank genome assembly. Lineage: Eukaryota; Viridiplantae; Streptophyta; Magnoliopsida; Malpighiales; Linaceae.